CGGAGCCGAGUCACUCCCGCAUUUCGGGGCUCGGUUGGCCCGCGCCAGGCUGCAGCUCGCUGCCCGCCGCGGCCAUGCGGGGCUCCGUGCACGGAUGAGAGAAGCCGCCGCAGAGCUGGUGCCCGCUCCCGCCUUGGCCGUCACCCCUGCCGCCGCCAUGGAGGAGCCGCCGCCGCCAGCAGCACCGGCACCGGCGGCGGAACCCGAGCCCGAGCUGUGCCCGGCGGCGAGGCAGGAGUGUGCUUCGGGAGACUUCCCUUGCAGGAGUCCUGACUCGGAUGCAGAGGACUCGUCCGAUGAAACAAAUACGGAACAUCUGUAUAGCGCCUCUCCCCCCAGCACGCCUCGCCAGAUGAAGCGCAUGUCGGCCAAGCACCAGAGGAACAGCGCAGGGAAGCCGGCCAGUCGGUGCAGUCUGAAAGAAAAAAUGAAUGCAGCUAACCAAGCUCCACAUAAAGAGCCUGGGAAGGCGGUGGAGAGCGUGGAGGAGUACAGCUACAAGCAGGAGAAGAAGAUCCGGGCGGCCCUCAGGACCACGGAGCGCGACCACAAGAAGAGUGCGCAGUGCUCCUUCAUGCUGGACGCGGUGGGCGGCUCCCUGCCAAAGAAACCUAUUCCCGAGGUGGACCUGAAUAAGCCUUACCUCAGCCUGGGCUGCAGCAACUCCAAGCUCCCAGUCUCCGUGCCCAUGCCCAUCGCCAGGACUGCACGCCAGACUUCCAGGACUGACUGUCCUGCAGAUCGCUUAAAGUUUUUUGAAACUUUACGACUUUUACUAAAGCUUACCUCAGUCUCCAAGAAGAAGGACAGGGAGCAAAGAGGCCAGGAAAAUACAUCUGCCUUCUGGUUUAACCGCUCCAACGAACUCAUCUGGUUGGAGCUGCAAGCCUGGCAUGCAGGACGGACCAUCAACGACCAGGACCUCUUUUUAUAUACAGCCCGUCAAGCCAUCCCAGACAUCAUCAACGAAAUCCUUACUUUCAAGGUGAAUUACGGGGGCUUUGCCUUUGUCCGAAAUGGCACUAGUGUCAACGGUCCUCCAGCGGAAGGGCAGAGCACGGCCCCUUGUGGCACCAAGAGCACGGGUGACUCGACGUACCACGAGCAUCUCCAGCGCCAGAGGGUCUCGUUUGAGCAGGUGAAGCGGAUCAUGGAGCUGCUGGAGUACAUAGAAGCACUUUAUCCGUCACUGCAGGCUCUCCAGAAGGACUACGAGAAAUACGCUGCCAAGGACUUCCAGGACAGGGUGCAGGCGCUCUGUCUGUGGCUCAACAUCACGAAAGACUUAAACCAGAAAUUGAGGAUUAUGGGCACUGUUUUGGGCAUCAAGAAUCUGUCAGACAUUGGCUGGCCAGUGUUUGAAAUCCCUUCCCCUCGGCCAUCCAAAGGCAAUGAGCCGGAGGACGAGGGGCAAGACACCGAAGGAGAACUGAAGGAGUUGGAGAGUAGCACGGAUGACAGUGAAGAGGAGCUGGCCUCUGGUCGGAGGGGGCCGCCAGCCCGGCGGUCCUCGGAGAGCAGCCUCGACGGCCGCGUGGCCCGCAGGCUGGAACGGCUCGAGUCGGAGGAGGAGCCCCUCGGCUGGGGCGCCCCGGACAGCGGCAGUGAGGCUGGCUGCAGUCGGCACUGCCUGACCUCGAUUUACAGACCGUUUGUGGACAAGGCCCUCAAGCAGAUGGGCUUAAGAAAGUUAAUUUUAAGACUUCACAAGCUCAUGGAUGGUUCCUUACAAAGAGCACGUGUCGCACUGGUCAAGACUGACCGUCCCGUGGAGUUUUCUGAAUUCCCAGAUCCCAUGUGGGGCUCGGAUUACGUGCAGCUGUCCAGGACCCCGCCUUCCGCCGAGCAGAAAUGCAGCACCGUGUCCUGGGAGGAGCUGAGGGCCAUGGACCUGCCCUCCUUCGAGCCUGCCUUCCUGGUCCUCUGCCGGGUCCUCCUGAACGUCAUCCAUGAGUGCCUCAAGCUGAGACUGGAGCAGAGGCCUGCCGGAGAGCCGUCCCUGCUCAGUAUUAAGCAGCUGGUGAGGGAGUGUAAGGAGGUGCUGAAGGGAGGCCUCCUGAUGAAGCAGUACUACCAGUUCAUGCUACAGGAGGUUCUGCACGACCUGGAGAGAACCAGCUGCAACAUUGAUGCCUUCGAGGAGGAUCUGCAUAAGAUGUUGAUGGUAUAUUUUGAUUACAUGAGAAGCUGGAUCCAAAUGCUACAGCAGUUACCUCAAGCUUCCCAUAGUCUAAAAAAUCUGUUGGAAGAAGAAUGGAACUUCACCAAGGAGAUCACUCCCUACAUCCGCGGAGGAGAGGCGCAGGCUGGCAAACUCUUCUGUGACAUUGCGGGAAUGCUGCUGAAAUCCACAGGGGGCUUCUUGGAGUUCGGCCUGCAGGAGAGCUGCGCUGAAUUUUGGACCAGUGCAGAUGACAGCAGUGCCUCUGAUGAAAUAAGGAGGUCUGUGAUCGAGAUCAGCCGGGCACUGAAGGAGCUCUUUCACGAAGCCAGGGAGCGAGCCUCGAAGGCCCUGGGCUUUGCCAAAAUGCUGAGGAAGGACCUGGAAAUAGCAGCAGAAUUUGUUCUUGCAGCUCCAGUGAGAGACCUCCUGGACGUUCUGAAGUCAAAGCAGUAUGUGAAGGUACAGAUUCCCGGAUUGGAAAGCUUGCAGGUGUUUGUUCCAGAUGCGCUGGCCGAAGAGAAGAGUACAAUCUUGCAGCUGCUGAAUGCUGCAGCUGGGAAGGACUGCUCCAAGGACUCGGAUGACUCACUGCUCGAUGCCCAUCUGCUGCUUGCCAAGCAGAGCACCCGGGUCCACGCCUCUCAGGAUGGCUGGGGCGGGUGGGAGGCGCAGCCAGUCAAAGUUGCGCCCCAGGUGGAGACAGUUGAUACCCUGAGAAGCAUGCAGGUGGAUCACCUUCUGCUGGUUGUCAUGCAGUCGGCCCAUCUCACAAUUCAGAGAAAAGCCUUCCAGCAGGCCAUUGAAGGGCUCAUGACCCUUCGCCAGGAGCAGACCUCCAGUCAGCCCAUCAUUGCUAAAGCCCUGCAGCAGCUGAAGAACGACGCCUUAGAGCUGUGCAACCAAAUAAGCAACGCCAUUGACCGUGUGGAUCACAUGUUCACGUCAGAAUUUGAUGCUGAAGUCGAUGAGUGUGAGUCCGCCACGCUGCAGCAGUACUACCGGGAAGCCAUGAUCCAGGGCUACAACUUUGGCUUUGAGUAUCAUAAAGAAGUUGUCCGGCUGAUGUCUGGAGAGUUUAGACAGAAAAUAGGAGACAAAUACAUAAGCUUUGCCCGGAAGUGGAUGAAUUACGUAUUGACUAAGUGUGAGAGUGGCAGAGGCACCAGGCCAAGGUGGGCCACUCAAGGAUUUGAUUUUCUCCAAGCCAUUGAACCUGCCUUUAUUUCAGCUUUGCCAGAAGAUGACUUCCUGAGUUUACAAGCUCUGAUGAACGAGUGCAUUGGCCACGUCAUAGGGAAGCCGCACAGUCCUGUUACAGCCAUUCACCGGAACAGCCCCCGGCCCGUGAAGGUGCCUCGGUGCCACAGCGACCCUCCUAACCCUCACCUGAUUAUCCCGACGCCGGAGGGCUUCAGCACCCGGAGCGGGCCUUCGGAGGUGCGGAGCCACGGCGGCCCCGCUGCUGCUCCUGCUGCUGCCACCGCUGCCACAAGUCGCCUUGGCCCCUCUGGCGGCGACUGUGCACCGCCCAAACCCACCAGCAGUGCCCAUGAUACCAGGGGUUCCAGUGUCCCUGAAAAUGACCGCUUGGCGUCCAUAGCUGCAGAGCUGCAGUUUAGGUCCCUGAGUCGUCACUCCAGUCCCACCGAGGAGCGAGAUGAACCAGCGUACCCUAGGGGUGAUUCGAGUGGGUCGGCACGAAGAAGCUGGGAACUCCGGACCCUUAUCAGCCAGACCAAAGACACCGCCUCGAAGCAAGGCCCCAUGGGAGCCGUCCAAAAGUCAGUGCGAUUGUUCGAAGAAAAGCGGUAUCGAGAAAUGAGGAGGAAGAAUAUCAUCGGGCAAGUUUGUGACACCCCCAAAUCCUACGACAAUGUUAUGCAUGUUGGCUUGAGGAAGGUGACGUUCAAGUGGCAAAGAGGAAACAAAAUUGGGGAAGGACAGUAUGGAAAAGUGUACACCUGCAUCAGUGUCGACACCGGGGAGCUGAUGGCCAUGAAGGAGAUCCGAUUUCAGCCCAAUGACCAUAAAACCAUCAAGGAGACAGCCGACGAACUCAAGAUCUUUGAGGGCAUCAAGCACCCCAACCUGGUCCGGUACUUUGGUGUGGAGCUGCACAGGGAGGAGAUGUAUAUCUUCAUGGAGUACUGUGACGAGGGCACGCUGGAAGAGGUGUCGCGCCUGGGCCUGCAGGAGCACGUCAUCAGGCUGUACGCCAAGCAGAUCACCGUGGCCAUCAACGUCCUGCACGAGCACGGCAUAGUCCACCGCGACAUUAAAGGUGCCAAUAUCUUCCUUACAUCAUCUGGACUCAUCAAACUGGGAGAUUUUGGAUGCUCGGUGAAGCUUAAAAACAAUGCGCAGACCAUGCCUGGGGAAGUGAACAGCACACUGGGGACAGCAGCAUACAUGGCCCCAGAAGUCAUCACUCGUGCCAAAGGAGAAGGCCACGGGCGUGCCGCGGACAUCUGGAGCCUGGGCUGUGUCGUCAUAGAAAUGGUGACUGGCAAGAGGCCGUGGCAUGAGUAUGAACACAACUUCCAGAUUAUGUAUAAAGUGGGAAUGGGACAUAAACCACCCAUCCCUGAAAGACUAAGCCGAGAAGGGAAGGACUUCCUUUCUCACUGCCUUGAAAGUGACCCAAAGAUGAGAUGGACAGCCAGCCAGCUCCUCGACCACUCGUUUGUCAAGGUUUGCACAGAUGAAGAAUGAGGCAGCAGGCUGUGGCCCCGUGGUGUGGACCGGAGGCUCCUCAGUUACUGCUGUACGGGAUAUCGACACAGACCGAGCGGAAAAGCAGUGAAGGCCUUCUUCCCUCGCAAGACUGAAGACUGCCCAGGUGACGAGCGUCACUCCUGCUGCUGAUCCUGUGGGUGUGCUGCGUGGCAGGGUCCACGAGGUUCGAGAAGCUGCAUGUUAAGUGCCAUUACUACUGUACACGGACCAUUGCUUCUGCCUCCUCCGUUUCUCGCGUGCCUGAGACCUGUGUGUUUGACCUUCCUGGGUUCAGAGAAAGCUGUAGUGUUCUCAGGCGUCCCAGAGCUUGUUUUUAAUCUGUUUGUUGAGUGCACUGACUGUGAAACCAUAUCUCUUUGUUGUUGUUGGCAAGCUGCAGGUUUGUUACACAAAAGGCUGAUUAAUGAAACUGAAGAAAAAGGUUCUUUUUUCAAUAAAUGGUUUAUUUUAGGAAA
Molecule: messenger RNA, 5355 nt
Organism: Ochotona curzoniae (black-lipped pika)
Lineage: Eukaryota; Metazoa; Chordata; Mammalia; Lagomorpha; Ochotonidae
Gene: MAP3K4
Product: mitogen-activated protein kinase kinase kinase 4
Exons: 27
Coding region: 95-4876 (1593 amino acids)
Biological process (GO): protein phosphorylation; MAPK cascade
Molecular function (GO): protein kinase activity; ATP binding
Source: RefSeq, a predicted model, not a curated record